AUGUCGCAGGACCUCGCGGAAUACUCUGAGAAUCUCCUGCCAUCUGCCCAGGCCUUGCUCUCCAACCAAACAGGCCAUUCUAAGGACAAGCAAGCUCGCCAUGUUGGCAUCGUCGGUGCCGGGUUCGCAGGCCUACGAUGUGCAGAUAUCCUACUCGCGCAUGGACUCGAGGUGACGAUCCUUGAAGCGCGCGAUCGGAUUGGAGGAAGAGUCCACCAGACUGACAUGCUGGGCCAUUCAGUAGAUAUGGGCCCCAACUGGGUUCACGGAACAUCUACCAACCCUAUCAUGGCCUUAGCCAAAGAGACCGGAACAGCGCUCUGCGGAAUCGAAGAUACUCCGUUCAUCUUUGGGAGAAAUGGCGUGGAAGUCGAUCCUGACAAGGUCUCCUGGGCCCUAGACACGGUCUGGAGCCUUGUUGACAAAGCGUUCAAGUACAGCAAUGAUAAAUAUCCCCACAUCCCGUCAGACUAUAGUCUUAAGGACUUCUUUGCUGAUCAGGUCCAGAAGAUGGGUCUUUGUGACACAGACUCGACGCUCGUCAUGGACAUGGCCGCGAUGUGGGGAUGA
This is a messenger RNA of Aspergillus melleus, 570 nucleotides long. RefSeq lists its product as uncharacterized. The coding region runs from base 1 to 570 and encodes 189 amino acids. The record is from RefSeq and is a predicted model, not a curated record. The transcript has 3 exons. Gene Ontology annotation, molecular function: oxidoreductase activity. NCBI's taxonomy places the organism in Eukaryota, Fungi, Ascomycota, Eurotiomycetes, Eurotiales, Aspergillaceae.